Euleptes europaea (tarantolino) is the source of this 633-nucleotide messenger RNA. Its product is annotated as T-cell surface glycoprotein CD3 epsilon chain. Gene Ontology annotation, biological process: positive thymic T cell selection; cell surface receptor signaling pathway. Gene Ontology annotation, cellular component: membrane; external side of plasma membrane; alpha-beta T cell receptor complex. The transcript is spliced from 7 exons. The coding region runs from base 1 to 633 and encodes 210 amino acids. The record is from RefSeq and is a predicted model, not a curated record. Gene Ontology annotation, molecular function: transmembrane signaling receptor activity. NCBI's taxonomy places the organism in Eukaryota, Metazoa, Chordata, Lepidosauria, Squamata, Sphaerodactylidae.
AUGUCUAACAUGACAAGUGCACAGUGGCUCGGACCGGGUGCGAAGGCUCUGCACCAACAUCAAGAAGGAACGGAAAGCAUAACGAUGCACUUCAGGAUCACCGUUGGCACCUUCGCCCUCUUGCUCUGUUUGCCCAGCCCUGGGCGGGGACAGGAGAGCAACAACAGGAUCACAGUGAGCAUCUCUGGGGGCAACGUCACCCUCACCUGCCCCACUGAGAAGGCCGUGUGGUGGAAGAAAAACUCACCCAGCAACCAGUCAUCGCCUUGGACGAUAGAGAACUACCGGGGGGAGCAGCACGACGGCCUCUACCACUGUGGCUCGGCUAAGAACAGCAGGAGCAUUUACCUGCAAGUCAAAGUGUGUCCCGGGUGUGUGGAGAUGGACUUCUGGCUCGUGACGGGCAUCAUCGUGGCCGACCUCCUGGUCACCCUGGGAGUCCUGAUCCUGACCUUCUACUGUAGCCGGAAACGGGCAGCCCGCUUUGGUGGGGGCCCUGCGGCAGGAGGCCCCCGAGCACGGCCGCGCGGCCAGAGGGAGGACCGGCCCCCACCGGUCCCAAAUCCAGACUAUGAGCCUAUCCGGAAAGGCCAGCGUGAGGUGUACGCCGGGCUGGAGCCCCGGGCCUUCUGA